CUGACUCUCAGUCAGUGUCUAUGAUUAUGACUGCAAAUCAUAAUCUGUAUUCACUAUUGUCUCAUCACUAUUACUAUUACUAUUAACUAUAACUAUAGUUGUAUUCAUUGUAUUCAUUACAGUAUAUUCAUUACAGCAAAGGCUAACACUAUUGACAGUUGACUCACACACUCACCUCACUGUCAGAGUGCAUGCAUUUGACACACCAUUGAGUCGUGUCUUCACUUACAGCUCACUAUCCAUACACUCGUCCGGCAUAUCACACAAUCACUGGUCACUCAUGUCUUCAUCUCAUGGGCGUGAGACGACUACAUCCAGAGGUGGCCCCACAUCCGCAUCCGAUGGCAGAGGAAGGGGUUUACGAAGAGGUAGUGGUGGCCGAGGAGGUGGUGACUACAGAGGUGGCCAUCGCGGCGGUGGUGACUAUAAAGGUGGUGGUGGCUAUCGAGGUGGUGGUGCCCAGAGAGGGGGUGUUCGCCGAGAGCUACCAGACGUUCGCCAAUUGGCUGAAGAGAUGACAAAACUCGAGAUAACAAAACAGAGGCCACACGGGAAGGAAGGCCUACCGAUCGAGUUGAUCGCCAAUCACUACCCGAUUAGCUUUGACGACAUGUCUUGCUUUCAUUACGACAUCGAUAUACGUCUGAUGCGAUCGGAUGGCAGAGGAUAUAUAGAGAUGACUCCGAGAGAAACGGAACGGAAGCUGAGGAAUGACUCGAAAAUGGAUAACAUUAGAGUUGUCCAGAAGAUGGCCAAAGAGUGGCCACAAGUGUUCGACAAGAAGUUGUAUGCUUUCGACGGCCAAAAGAACUUAUACUGCGGUCAGAAGCUGUCGGUGCCAUCGGAAGCGGCCACACGAGAGGUGACCAUUCAAUUGGAUGGCUUUCAAGAGCAACGGUUUGAAGUGAAGAUCCAAUUGGUUGGAAGUGUGUCUAUGAGUCCAAUCAAUGAGUUCUUCGGCGGACGGCUUGUGAAUGCGCGGGCGGAACAGUUUCGCGAAGCCAUUCAAGUGCUGGAGAUAGUGAUCCGGUAUAUGCCGUCCCAACUUCGAGUGCCUGUCUUUCGAAGUCUGUACUCCACUGAAGACCGCUCUGCCAUUCCUGGCAACGCUGAGAUCGGGUUCGGUCACUACCAGUCCGUCCAAAUGACCGAAUCCGGACUCACUCUCAACAUUGACAGAGCGGCCACUCUUUUCAGAAGUGCCGGCUCUUUGAAUGCGUUCAUUGGACGCGAACUCGUCGUCCAAGACCUAAAUGGAGUGAAUUUCACGGAUCAGGUCAUCACCAGAAUUAAUGCCAAAAUUAAGGGUUUGAAAAUAUUCACAAAUCAUAUAUUAAAUCAAAAGCGCCGGUAUUUCAUUGAAAAGAUGAGUGCAUUGACCCCUGAAAAGGCCACUUUUAAAGUGAAAGACCCGGAGGGAAACACUGUGAACACAACUGUGCAAAAGUAUUUCAAGGAUCAGUACGACAAAGAGAUUCUUCUGUCAAAUAUACCCGUUAUUAUAGUAAAGGGCGGAACGGUAGACAAUCCACGGUAUCUUCCUGUGGAGCUCUGCCACGUCUAUCCCGACCAACCCGUCCCCAAGAGGCUCAUCACCCCUAACAUGACCCGUGAGAUAGUAAGUGUGGCUAACAGUCAAUUCCCUUCACAACGGUUUGGCUUAAUUCAAGAAUCGGCCCAAACGGUGGAGAAAGAGAGCAGUGAAUUGAUGGCUAGUUUUGGCAUUAAUUUGCAUUUAAAGCCAACAAAAUUGAAGGGACGAGUGUUGGCGGCGCCUAAACUGGAGGGCAAUCAGAGGAGAUUGAAAUCCGGCAAAAGUCUAACCAAAUAUAUGUUCUUUAACUUAUCUCUCGCUGUUAACCCUAAUUGGAGACAACUUUUCAACUCAUUCUUUAACGAAUUGAUAGCUACCGGUGAGGGUAUGGGUGUUGGCAUUAAAAAGGUUGAUGCCAUGGCUACCCCUCCUCCACAGCAACUCAAAUCGGGUCCUUACAAGUCAAUGGACACGGUAGGGUCGGCCCUCAAAAUGGCUGCCAAUAAUAGCUGUCAAAUGGUAUUCUUUUGUGUCCCAAAACACGAUGAGAUCUAUUAUGCCGUCAAAUACUUCGGAGACAUUGUAUACGGAGUGCCGACGCAAUGCAUUUUGGACACCAACUUCAUGACUACCCCUCGCGGAUACUUCCAGAAUAUAUUGUAUAAGAUUAACGCCAAACUCGACGGUCAGAAUCAGGUGUUAAGUGCUCCCCAAAGACCCGACAAGUUUACACGAGAUGUGCUAACAAUGAUUAUCGGCGUCGAUGUCACACAUCCGGGCACUAAUCCAUUGGCCAAUGAAAAGGUGAUCUCAUCCAUAGCCGCAUCGGUGGCCAGUUUUGACUCGGAUUUUAGUAAAUAUAUGGCAACUAUUGCCGCUCAACCCAUGAAUACUGAAAUUGUGGGCAAUUUUGACCAGAUGUUUGUCAAACAAUUGCAAUUCUUUUACACUAAAAAUGGGCGACAAUUCCCCCGAAGUGUGAUUCUCUUCCGCGAUGGCGUAUCUGAAGGACAGUUCUCUCAAGUCAUAGAUAAUGAGAUACCACUCAUUGGAAAAGCUUUUCGAUCGGUUGGAGCUAAAGAGCCAAAGAUCACUGUAUUUGUGGUGCAAAAGCGUCAUCACACGAGACUCAUGCCAUUGGUUCCCAAAUUCAAUGAUAAGGGACGGGAAAUACGUAACAUCCCGGCGGGAACUGUGGUCGACCACACCAUUACUAAUCCACUGAAUAGGGAGUUCCACUUAUGUUCACACGAGGGUCUUCUGGGCACUUCACGUCACGCCAAAUACCAGUGCCUUCGCGAUGACCACAAAUUUUCCGAAGACGACAAACAAAAGCUUUCGUUUUACUUGUGCCACACGUACUGCCGGUGCACUAAAUCCAUAUCCAUUCCCACACCUGUAAUGUACGCACAUUUGGCCGCAUUUCGAGCCAAACAACACAUCGCCGCCCAAAACAUCCGCUUUGAAGAGAAGGUCUCCGGAGAGAGUCGGGAGGAUAAGGAGGCGCGAGAGAUACGCAACAUCUCAGCACUCAAUGAAAAGAUUAUUGUGAACCCAAAUCUCGUCAGUCAAACGACGAGUGGUUUUAACUUUGAAUUGACUUCAGAGCAGAAAUCACUGCAAGAAUUGGCCCAAAAGUUCACCAAAGAGGAGAUCAUCCCUCGGGCCGCACAUUACGACCAAACGGGUGACUUUCCCUGGGAUCUCGUCAAACAGGCACAUGAAUUGGGUCUUAGGAAUGGUGGUGUUCCCACUGAAUACGGGGGAUUGGGUCUCAGUCUAUUUGAUUCGUGUCUAUUAGGUGAGGCAUUGAGCUAUGGGUGCAGUGGGAUCGGCACAGCCAUUGGGUCCAGUGCUCUGCCACAGGCGCCGAUCAUUAUGUUUGGAAAUGAUGUCCAGAAAAAGGAAUAUUUGGGACGAAUGACCGGUUCAGAGGUGUUGUGUGCGGCCUAUUGUGUGACAGAGCCGGGCACUGGUAGUGAUGUGGCGGGUGUUAAGACACAUGCCGUCAAGAAUAAAGACGGAGAUUAUGUUCUCAAUGGCCAGAAGAUGUGGAUCACGAGUGCGGGGGUCGCCAACUGGUACUUCGUGUUGGCGCGCACUGACCCCAACCCCAAAGUGAAAACGAGUAAAGCUUUCACGGGUUUGAUCGUUGAGGCGAACAGUGCGGGUGUAGUGCCCGGACGUAAGGAAGACAUGUUGGGUCAGAGGGCGUCCGACACGAGGGGAGUGAGCUUUGAGAAUGUGGUCGUCCCUAAG
This is a messenger RNA of Oppiella nova, 3793 nucleotides long. The record is from the annotation of a GenBank genome assembly. Lineage: Eukaryota; Metazoa; Arthropoda; Arachnida; Sarcoptiformes; Oppiidae.